UCAGCCUUGACCACUGUUGCUCACAUUACCUCCUCUACUCUCGCCACCCCCCCUGCGACACUGAUUUCCCACCAUAACGACUCUCCUAGUGCUAAUACUUCCUUAGCCUCUAGUACUUCCCUUUCUUCGUCCAUCAACACUGCAAGCGCACAUCUGGAGGGCAAGGAGGCUAACGAUGCUAGUAUACAUUCAGAUUGGCUGCGAACUAGUAACCAGUCCCGUAAAAGCUCUUUUGCCCAUUCUCAACAGCCUCAAGGCAGUCCCCACCAAUUGAUGGUCUCCAGUCAACAGGGCGCUGUCAUAGACGGUCAAAAUAUUCCGGCUCCUGACUACCCAAUCACGUCUUCCAAUUUGGGGGUGCUACGAAGACCUUUAACAAGUGAAGCCAAGGAAGCGGUUCAAGUAAACCGGCAUUGUGAGCUGUUUCCGCAAUCGAUGGAGAGCCCAGACACCGCGCACCGCUUCCUUGUCGUUAGAGUGAGUUGGAGCAGCACUGCUUUCAUCUAUGGUCUUUUGGGCACUCCUAGUUACGACGUAUCGAGGACUUUGGUAUCAGCCGAUCCUCUAAAUGAAGUGUUUAUCUACUCUCUAGUAGGCAUUGAUCGGGAAGACGAAGUAGAUCGCGAAACGCUUCGUGAGAUUCGUGUACCCCCCGCUCGACCUCCGCCAAUGCGUGUCCCACUUCCUACACAAAUUGUGGCGUCCUCAUCUUUAUCUGGCACCGUUAGCCAGCCGACUUCAACAUUCUAUGAAGAUUCCCCUCGGUCCUCCUCUGAUCAAACCAACAACUUUGGUUCUAUUCGAGCUGCUGGAGCAACCUUUUCCGGUGGGCCGGGCGUAAAUGUUCUUCCGCAAGAGCUUGAGGCACGCAUCCAUUUUACUCCUGAAAAUGAUGUGGGGGCUGUGGCAGACCUUUCAAGUACUUCUGGUUCUGGAUCCUCUGGUUUGGGAACUGGAGAAGUUGAUCCUAAAACGCAUCCAUCCAAGGUAUCGAGUUUUGAUCUUUUGUUAUAA
Molecule: messenger RNA, 1014 nt
Organism: Protopolystoma xenopodis
Lineage: Eukaryota; Metazoa; Platyhelminthes; Monogenea; Polystomatidea; Polystomatidae
Source: the annotation of a GenBank genome assembly